UAUUGUUUAUUUACAAAAAAAAUGAACUACGAGGGCGCGAAUUGUGACAUCCUACACACUUGAAUCCUACUGCAUCCGAAAUGAAUGAAAUUCCAAAGCUGAAGGCCCAAAUCGUUUCCCGUUUCAGCAUCAGUGGGUUCCAGAUCAGAAGCGAGGCAAGCAUCCUUCUGGCACAGCAUCUCGCCAGUCUUCCAACUGCGGAUCGCAAAGAAUGGCUCAACAACAUUGCCAAUCACAUCCAGGGCCAAAGUCUGAACUUACCGGUGGUAGAAAAAAAACACAUCGAACUGGCCAUCACGGAGGGCAGCAAUAGUGAUCUGGACAGCAACGAGACCGUUUUUAGCGUAAUCAACGCUUUUGACGUUCCCAAAUUUAAUUAUUGCGACGAGAAGAAAAAAUUCCUGCCGGGAGCAGGCAGAUCGGGAUUAUUUCCCGGAUCUGAGGUGAAAGCAGAAUAUAUGAGGGAGCGUUACAAGGUGCUUUGGCAGAUAACCAGCCGCCAUGAAUUGUUUAAUCCCAACAAGAACUCAAAGGACAAACCUGUGAAGCAGUUAUCACUACGUAAAAUUGAAACACUGCUUUCCGCUUCCAAAGCGAACGAUGUUGUGAUUCUCGGUCUUUUGACACAACUGACGGAGGGCAAAUUCUUUCUGGAGGAUCCAACAGGAGUGGUUCCAAUUGAUCUUAGUCAUGCGGUAUAUUCGUCCGGAUUCUUCUGCGAGGGUAGCUUCGUGUUGGCAUGUGGAAAGUAUAGUGACGGCACGCUUGAAGUCUAUGAAAUGGGGUUUCCUAUAUCGGAACCGGGCUCCAGUAGCAGGGCAUAUUUCGGUACGGUCAAUACCUGGGGAGGACGUUCCAAAAGCCUGCUGAAGUACUCCGACAAACUGGCGCGCCUGGAAGGCACAAAACAUGAGGAAUGUUUAGUUUUCCUUUCGGACUGCUGGCUAGAUAAUCCUACCGUAAUGGGAAAGCUUGAGCAGCUGCUCCAAGGAUUCAACGAAGCUGCCCCGAUUGCAAUCGUUCUGAUGGGUCCAUUCGCCAGCAGAACGAACGAAAAUAUUUACUCUCUCAAAAGCCACUUCCGAGCGUUGGGUGAAAUUCUGUCCAUCUGUGAUAAUCUUAAGACAAAAUCCGACGUCGUCCUGGUGCCAUCGAGUGAUGAUCCAGCUGCGGGGAGUAUUUUACCGCGACCACCACUUCCGGAGUGUAUUGCUGGCGAGUUGAGAAAAUAUUUUCCAAGAAUUGUUCUAGCUACCAAUCCGUGUAGAUUGCAAUACUGCACGCAACAAAUUGUCGUCUGCCGGGUGGAUCUGGUGACAAAGCUCUGCAGAAAUACGAUUCAUUUCCCUACGAGUGGUCAACUGGAGGAUCAUUUUGCGCGUACCCUCAUUAGCCAAGGAACGCUUGCACCGCUCCAUCCGAUAGCGCUUCCAAUUCACUGGAACUAUGAUGCAGCGCUGUCGCUUUAUCCGCUACCUGAUUUAGUUGUGAUUGGCGACCCGUGCCAGGGUUUCCAAACGACGGAACAGGAGUGUACCGUAAUGAAUACAGGAUCGUUUCCCAAGUCCAAAUUCGCUUUCAAAGUCUACAUCCCGUUCAGCCGAACAGUCGAAGACUCUCAAAUACCCGAUGACGACUAGGAAUGAACGAUUUUUUUCUAUUUAUCAUGAUCACAAUAUACGUUUGAAACGCUUGA
Messenger RNA from Toxorhynchites rutilus septentrionalis, 1696 nucleotides. It is a transcript of the gene DNApol-epsilon58, whose product is annotated as DNA polymerase epsilon subunit 2. The coding region runs from base 81 to 1640 and encodes 519 amino acids. The record is from RefSeq and is a predicted model, not a curated record. Gene Ontology annotation, cellular component: epsilon DNA polymerase complex. The transcript has 3 exons. Gene Ontology annotation, biological process: error-prone translesion synthesis; DNA-templated DNA replication. Lineage: Eukaryota; Metazoa; Arthropoda; Insecta; Diptera; Culicidae. Gene Ontology annotation, molecular function: DNA binding.